AAGUGGAUGUCAUACGUGGAUGUAAUGCGUGUAAUGCGUGAAAAAAUGGAAAAUACAGCGAAUUACGACAAUGGCGCAAAAGCUCCCGGGAAAAAAACAAAAACGAAGACUAACAAAAGUUUGCAACAAUUACUGAAAAGAGCAGUACAGGAUAAUAAGAGGCUGAAGAAGAAGUUAAGGAAGAGGAAAACGGACAAAAUGCGAAUUUCAAGUUCGGCUUUCAUCUGCGAGCCGAACACCGAUGACCCCCUACAAUGCUCUACGAUGGAAGAAGCCAUUAACCCGCCAUUGCCCACGAUGACGGCGUCAUUGAACUCUUGGGCGGUGGCAUCAAUGAACGUCCCGCCGUUCACCCCAGACGAAGGCGAGGACGAUAUUAGUCGCCGAUCAUUCGAAACUUGGAGGGACCUAUUGGAAGCGUCGCUAGCUCUGGUAGGAAUUGUCGACGAGGCGGCAAAAAUGAACGUCUUCAAGGUGAAGGCUGGUUCAAAGCUGCUAGAAAUUUUAGAGGAUGCACCAGCGACUUCGCUCGACAGUCAGGUCACUCCAUACUCAGGUGCUAUGGACCGCCUGAAAGCCUUCUUUGGCUCGCGCGAGUAUAGCCUGACACAGCGGCAGAAAUUGAGAAGUAUGGUCCAGCAGCAGAACGAGCAGGACUAGAAGUACCUCAAACGCGUAAUAGCUGCGGCCAAGCUGUGCGACUACGAUGGGUAGAAGUUACUGGAGAGCGUCGCUGACGUGAUCCAGCAACACGCGGUGCACAUCAAAGUGCGAGAGGCAGGUCGUAAAGUGCUACGCAAAGGGGGUUCGCUCUCGGACCUUGUCGACAGAAUCCGUGGCUACGAACUCACCCGGAGCAACGAGGAGAUUUACGCAAAAGCACACCCCGCAGCACGCGACGUUACAGU
Molecule: messenger RNA, 908 nt
Organism: Anopheles darlingi
Lineage: Eukaryota; Metazoa; Arthropoda; Insecta; Diptera; Culicidae
Exons: 2
Coding region: 7-660 (217 amino acids)
Source: RefSeq, a predicted model, not a curated record